CCUCCUCCUCCCCCCCCCCGCACCCUUAGCCCCACCACCACGAGGAGAAAAUUGGCAAAACAGCCCGCGCACCUCCCCCGCCGCAGAAUCAAACGGAACAAAGACGCGCAGCAGCGACGCAAGCGGAGCCCUCAAUCGGAUCCCUUCUCCUCUCUCCCCCGUUUCCCGCUUUGGGUAUUUUCCUCUCUAGCCAGGGCGUGGGAAGAGUGGGGCAGGAGGAGGCAGCCAAAUACAGCCCCGAUCCCGCCUCCAGUCUUUUGCUUCCUUUAAUAGGGGGGUCCCCUAGUCUCUCACCUCGGGGUCUCCCGCGCUUCUUGCCAGCCCCCCCCCCGCUCAGAGGCCCCUCCUUCUCUCCCUCCAAGUUCGCGCGGUGGUGCAUCGCCAAUGCCUGGGAUAGGGGCCGUGGGAGCUCGGUGCAGGCACCGCCCGAGGAGGCACCCCCACAAGGCCGAGGCGAGCGGCCCCCACGCCGCCUCCAGCUCCGGAGAGGCCGCCAUGGACGCGGCCAUCUGGAUCUACCAGUUCCGCCUGAUCGUGCUGGGCGACUCCACGGUGGGCAAAUCCUGCCUCGUGCACCGCUUCACCAAGGGCAGCUUCCCAGGACCGAUGGACUCGGAUCCUACCCUCGGGGUGGAUUACUUCUCCCGCCUGGUGGAGAUCGAGCCCGGCAAGAGGAUCAAGUUGCAGCUCUGGGACACGGCGGGGCAGGAGAGGUUCAGGGCAAUUACAAGCUCCUAUUACCGGAAUUCGGUAGGUGGCCUACUGGUGUUUGACAUCACGAAUCGGUCUUCUUUUGAACAUGUGUGUGAUUGGCUGGACGAAGCGAAAAUCCACGUGCUGCCCUUCCAGAUUGUGUUUAUCUUGGUAGGACACAAGUGUGAUUUGGAGUCACAGCGCCAGGUGACAAGAGAGGAAGCGGAAGAACUGGCAUCUGCCUGUGGGAUGAGAUACAUAGAAACUUCAGCCAAAGAGGCCACCAAUGUUGAAGAGUCAUUUACCCUCCUCACAAAAGACAUAUACGCACUUGUGAAGAAAGGAGAGAUACAGGAGGGAUGGGAAGGGGUGAAAAGCGGCUUUGUACCAAAUGUUGUACAUUCCUCAGAGGAGGCUUCCUUACUUGGGGGUCAAUGCCCUUGUUAAUCCACUUGCAUGCCAAAGAGCCUUAGUAUAACAGGGUGUUUGCAACAUAAGGCCAGUGCAUAUUAAAGGUUAUUAUAAAAUCAAGGGAGUGACAUAUGACUUUGGGGCUGCAUAUGGCUCCUAAGAUACAUGGGUGUGGCCCACAGGAUCCUAUUAAAAUCCUGAGGAUCACCAAAAAGCUGUAAAUAUUGUAUGGCAUACUAAAGGGCUGAAAAGAGACAGGAUGGUUGAGGUGGUGGGGAGGCCUGUUUUUCUGUUUUUGCCAUUUUUGGCAGUACAUAUGCCAAGAUUUUGUUACAGGCUGACUCAGGUUUAUUCACCCUAUGUUACUGAUUAUUUCAGACUAGAACUAUAGAUGUCGUUGUGAGAAAUGCAGCAUGUCCACCUGUAGUUUGCCAUCCAUGGUGUUCAUGAAAGUGGUAUGCAAAUUACAAUAAUUAUGUGCAGCAAAACAAAUAUGCAGUUCUGUAGUUAUCCCCUGGCUUCUCGUGUAUUUUCAUCUAGGUCCUCAAUGCUGACCAUAUUUCUUAAUGCCUACAUGAGAUCACCUGCUCUGUUUGUCAUAAUGGCCUAGCCAAGUCAUAGACUGGAAGCUAAGUAUUGUCUUGUACCUCCAUACGACAGAGAGCUUUAUUUUUUACAGCAUAGCAAUGUGACCGAUCUGCAGUAUAUGGCAGCAAAAGGAAUUGCUGCUAGAGAGCAAGAUUCCCACCACCACCACCACCACACAAAAAAGCUCUUGUAAUCAUUUUUAUUACUGAUAUGCUUUAUUACUGGUAUGCUUUUUAAAAAGACUUUACAUUUUGAAAAGAGAAGUUAAAAUAAAUCUGUGGAGUAUGUAUUGUAUUCUGAUGAACUCCC
Hemicordylus capensis (graceful crag lizard) is the source of this 2001-nucleotide messenger RNA. It is a transcript of the gene RAB39A, whose product is annotated as RAB39A, member RAS oncogene family. NCBI's taxonomy places the organism in Eukaryota, Metazoa, Chordata, Lepidosauria, Squamata, Cordylidae. Gene Ontology annotation, biological process: Rab protein signal transduction. Gene Ontology annotation, cellular component: Golgi membrane. The record is from RefSeq and is a predicted model, not a curated record. The transcript is spliced from 2 exons. Bases 385 to 1140 code for a protein of 251 amino acids. Gene Ontology annotation, molecular function: GTPase activity; GTP binding.